AUGGCGAUCGUGUACAACCUGUUCAAGACUUUGUCGCUGGUGGUUCUUCUGAAGUCCCUUGCUGUUUUAGCUGCUUCUGAAGAUCCUUUACAAGUGAAUUAUCCGAGUGUCACUGUCCACGCUAAAGAUAAUGGAAACUUUACUAUGUCGUCUGGUUACAAUGGCGACAUUGAAAUCUUGCCCGGCGUCAACAAUACCGGAAAAGUUUACUUUGAGGGAGAAGAUUUGCUUUAUCUGUUCGAGAUCAUCCUGAGUGAGCCACCGGUAUGGUCAGAACAUUCACCUUUUGGACAUAUCGGGGAUUUCCAUGGAGGAGAGAAAGUUUUCGUCCAGUUGGAAGCUCUAGACCCAGAAGGAGGUCAGGUAACGUAUUCGGUUGUAGCAGGCGCUCUACCCCCAGGUGUAGCACUUGAUUCCACAUUAGGUCUGGUAAAGGGUCUUGCUCCUGAUGCUGACACAACGUACACCUUCACGAUCCGGGCUACUGAUUACCAAGGCAAAUACGCCGACAAAGUACUGCAGAUGAAAGUUAGAGGUAGCAAUUCAUGUACGAGAACAACAUGCAGACACGAAGGGAUAUGUCAGGAUGUUAUAAGCGACAUUCAGUGCACCUGUAUACACCCAUACGGAGGGAAAACAUGCAACGUGGACUGCAGAAGUAACAGUCUGGGAGUGGACAGUCGUCAAAAAGUCGUACCUGACGCGCACAUGUCGGCAUACAAAUCCUACAGUACUUACCUGGCAUACAAUGGGCGGUUGAACGGAGCGGGAUGGUAUGGAAUGGACAGUGAGUCAUGGCUUCAGGUCGACCUAGGAAACGUGACACAGAUUAAUGGCGUGCAAAUGCAAGGUUGUUCCAGCUACUAUUACACAACAGCGUUCUAUUUACAAUUUAGCGUAGAUGGCAAUUCUUUCACCAACUACACCACUUCCGGCGUCAGUCCAAAGAUCUACCCAGGAUACAGUGAUUCUGGCAGUGUGUAUACUUCGUCGUUGGCCCAGCCUGUCGACGCACGGUAUGUCCGGUUUGUGCCUACCAACUGGAAUCGCUCCCACAGGCCUUGUAUGCGGGUUGAUCUUCAAGGAUGCUACAACCAUUAA
Messenger RNA from Ylistrum balloti, 1101 nucleotides. RefSeq lists its product as uncharacterized. Lineage: Eukaryota; Metazoa; Mollusca; Bivalvia; Pectinida; Pectinidae. Gene Ontology annotation, molecular function: calcium ion binding. The transcript has 9 exons. The record is from RefSeq and is a predicted model, not a curated record. Bases 1 to 1101 code for a protein of 366 amino acids. Gene Ontology annotation, cellular component: membrane.